This is a messenger RNA of Aspergillus melleus, 1059 nucleotides long. It is a transcript of the gene RFC4, whose product is annotated as replication factor C subunit 4. NCBI's taxonomy places the organism in Eukaryota, Fungi, Ascomycota, Eurotiomycetes, Eurotiales, Aspergillaceae. Gene Ontology annotation, biological process: DNA repair; DNA-templated DNA replication. Bases 1 to 1059 code for a protein of 352 amino acids. Gene Ontology annotation, molecular function: ATP binding; ATP hydrolysis activity; DNA binding. Gene Ontology annotation, cellular component: Elg1 RFC-like complex; Ctf18 RFC-like complex; nucleus. The transcript has 5 exons. The record is from RefSeq and is a predicted model, not a curated record.
AUGGCCCCAGCUGAAUCGUCAGCUAGCGCUGCCCGCAAUGGCCUCAAGGCUGUCACAACAGGAGCUCCGCCCGACUACGAGCUGCCUUGGGUCGAGAAAUACCGUCCUGUCUUCCUCGAUGACAUCGUCGGAAACACAGAGACCAUCGAACGGUUGAAUAUCAUCGCGAAAGAUGGAAAUAUGCCGCAUGUGAUUAUCUCCGGAAUGCCGGGUAUCGGAAAGACGACUUCAAUUCUGUGUUUGGCGAGACAAUUAUUGGGCGAUGCAUAUAAGGAGGCAGUCUUGGAACUGAACGCUAGUGACGAGAGAGGUAUCGAUGUGGUCCGCAAUCGGAUUAAGGGAUUUGCCCAGAAGAAAGUCACGCUGUCCCCGGGCCGUCACAAGAUUGUCAUCCUUGACGAAGCGGAUAGUAUGACGCCUGGUGCUCAACAAGCGCUGCGACGAACGAUGGAAAUCUAUUCGUCUACCACGCGAUUUGCAUUCGCCUGCAACCAGUCAAAUAAGAUCAUCGAACCUAUUCAGUCACGAUGCGCCAUCCUUCGCUAUGCCCGUUUAACCGAUGCUCAGGUUGUCAAACGGUUGAAACAAGUUUGCGAGGCCGAGAAGGUGGAGCACACCGAAGAUGGAAUUGCUGCGCUGGUGUUUAGUGCCGAAGGAGACAUGCGUCAAGCGAUCAACAACCUUCAGAGUACAUGGUCUGGCUUCGGAUUUGUUAGUGGAGACAAUGUCUUCCGGGUUGUUGAUAGCCCCCAUCCUAUCAAGGUCCAAGCAAUGAUCAAGGCUUGCUGGGAAGGCAAGGUGGAUGCUGCCUUGGAAUCGCUGAAUGAGCUGUGGGACCUAGGAUACUCCUCUCAUGACAUCAUCAGCACCAUGUUUCGUGUCACCAAGACCAUCCCAACGCUGUCAGAGCAUUCAAAGCUGGAGUUCAUCCGAGAGAUCGGUUUUACCCAUAUGCGCAUUUUGGACGGCGUACAAUCCUUGCUUCAGUUGAGCGGUUGCAUAUCGAAACUCUGCAAGAUCAACAUGAAGCCACAGCUAUUUGAGCCUCCGAAGGCCUAA